Messenger RNA from Doryrhamphus excisus (bluestripe pipefish), 2710 nucleotides. It is a transcript of the gene lg3h5orf34, whose product is annotated as linkage group 3 C5orf34 homolog. Lineage: Eukaryota; Metazoa; Chordata; Actinopteri; Syngnathiformes; Syngnathidae. The record is from RefSeq and is a predicted model, not a curated record.
AUGAAGUGACGGGAAGCUUCCUGGCUUGAUUAAAGCAGCGACAGAGCGACAAGGAUUCUUCCUCGUUUUCGUUACACAGGAAGAGGACACAUCUUGAUAGUUUAUUAUCGCCACCUACUGGGUGAAUAAAAUCAAAUAAAAAGGACUGUCAUUCCAAUUGUAAAAGACGAGUCGUGAGGAUAAGCGAUGAAGAAAAUGGAUGGAUGGAGUAGCAAGCAUAUGGUGACAUCGUGAUAUUCAAUGAAUCCAAAUUUUGCAAAACUAAGCAAAAACUUUAUUUACAGUCAACAUGGCAAUAAAAGAAAGAUCACUAUAUAGGGACAUGGUCCAAAUAACAUACACAAAUAAAAAGCAGGAGAAAAGAAAAUAAACAAAAACAAUGGACAAAAGGUAGACAUAAAAUGAGUAUAUAAUUUGUCAAUUUUUGGUCUUCAUCAGUUUGAGGGAUAUCAGAUACAAUUUAAAGUCAUUUUAAGGCAUUAUUUUUGCGAAGCUCUACCGUAAUCUAUCUAAACAGGAAAUAUGCGCCACGGUCUCUCCCUGAUGACGUCACUGCCUGCUUGUGUUUAACGUUUGAGCGCGCGCUUGUUGCGAGGUGAAACCAGCGGAAGUUCUCCCUCUGUGUGUGUGUCGUGUGUAACGAUGGAAGCUGACAGCUUGGUUCCCAUUUGGAUGAUCAUGUAUGAGGAUGAGGCUGUAGAUAUUUGCUAUAAAAAUGGGACACGUUUACAAUUUUCCCCGUGUGGUUGCGAGUUCAUGCUCCGAAAGGGCUCAGACCCCUCUGGACAUCCUAUACAGACCCCAGCGAGAGCUCGACAGAGAACCAGGUUCACCAUCAGCGCCUACAAAGACCUGAUAAUAGCUGCACUGGCAUUCAGGAACAAGUAUGCCAGUCGACCAUAUCUGCCAGAGGAGCUCAUCCCUGCUGGUCAAAAACAGCCUUUGUUUAAUCUUAACUCAGAUGUCCAGUGGCCCGAGUGGUCGUCUUGUGAGGCAGAGUUGGGACCUGGUGGCGAGACCACCAUCAGGUCAGAGGACAAACAGACUGUGUUGAUGCUAGCGCCGUCAGGGGAAGAGUUCUCUGUGGAGUUUGCAUGUAGGUUCAGCCAACCUCUCCAUCAGCAACCACAGCAUUUGAGCAGAGAUUCAGAAUGCAGUCCAGAUAGUCGACCACAGCGCACAAGCAGCUUGGCCCGUCAGACUGUAGACUGCUUGAAAAGCCCCAGUGAUGACACCCCAGAGGUUCAUCUCGAGAAAGGAAACAGAAGGGAGGGGUCACUCCAGGCGAGGUCAUGUUCUCCUCAAACAAUAAUGACUGAGUCCAAGCCAGAGGAGAAGUACCAGUGUACUAAGCUCAUCCAACAUCACUCCUGCCAUGUAGUUGCACCCACUUGGCACUAUCCUCUGUCCUUGGCCCGUCGUCACUGGGUAGCGCGUCUCUCCAACGCUGUUAAUGGUGCAACAGACGGAACCAGACAUUCAAACCAGACAGAUGAAAUUCUGAACACAUCAAACUUGGAUAGUGAGAGAAAGUCUGUCCUCCUGCCAGCUCUCCCUCUUACCUGUUCAUCUCCUCACUGGCACAGCUGGAGGUUUCAAGAUCCAGUGGCCAAAAAUGAACAAUCAAAUCAGCCCUUUCCAGUGGAACUGGUGAAAGUGAUCUGGUAUCAAGGCGUGACCUACAGGAUACUGAGCAAAGAUGUUGCCAUCAUUGAGGUCUUGCCAGGUGAUGGAUCUGUCAUCCGGUCUAAUGGCGUCCUCAGCAUGUACUUUACUCAUUACAAGCCAGACUGUCAUUCCACACAGGUCAAAGAGGUAACAUAUCACCUGAAUAACCUACCGCCUGAUAUACCUGGACAGUUGUAUUCAGUUUGCUGUGUUGUGAAUCAUGCAAGCAGGAUUCUUGCAAACUACAAUGAGGCUAAAACAUCAUUGACACUCUCUGCCACACCCAUCUGCUGGCUGCAGGAGAGUGUCUUCUCCAAAUCAAGAAUGCUUGAAGGAAAUCCUUCACCUGUUGGACAGCAUAAUAAUGACACAGAGGCACAAGAAAGUUGGUCAGAUUUUGUUGCUGCAGAACUUGCGAAGAUAAAACGAUUCAACUUUUUGUUGGAAAACUGCAACUUGCAAGGAACAAAGGAGACAGGAUGUGCACAAAACAGCUUGCCUGGAAUCAUUUCUGAACCAGUGAGUGAGGGCAGCGUUGCAGAAGCUCUUCAGAGGACCUCCGAAGCCAUACAGGACAUCAAUGCUUUUAUAACUGCAGCCAAACAGACUUGAAGGAGCAUUACUUUUGAGUCUUGGGACUUCAAAGAUUUAUUUAUUUUUUGUUCAAGUGACUAAAAUAAAUAGUGUUUUAUUUAUGUUGGCCUGCGUUGUCCCCGUUGUACAUUGUUUUUCCCGUCAAACAACCUUUUUAUAGCCAGCAUCUGAUGAAGGCUACAUACCGAGCAAACUUAGCAAAUAGUAUGUUAUAAUUUUGGUUUUCCGUUACUAGACUUAUGCAAAAAGAAUUGGGUUAAUUGUAUUUGUUUUAUCUGGUGCAACACGUUACUGUGACACAUCUGUGAAAAUGACCAAACAAUUGUGUAAAUAAAUGUUGUAUCCCCAUUUAAAAAAUGUAUGUAUAUAUGUGUGUUUAUAUAUAUAUAUAUAUGUAUAUGUAUAUAGGUAUAAUUGUCUUGUGGUUGAUAUUCCUGUGAUUAAUAAA